Messenger RNA from Nothoprocta perdicaria, 1193 nucleotides. RefSeq names its product small nuclear ribonucleoprotein U11/U12 subunit 35 (gene SNRNP35). Gene Ontology annotation, biological process: mRNA splicing, via spliceosome. Bases 4 to 795 code for a protein of 263 amino acids. Gene Ontology annotation, molecular function: snRNA binding; mRNA binding. The transcript has a single exon. Gene Ontology annotation, cellular component: precatalytic spliceosome; U12-type spliceosomal complex. The record is from RefSeq and is a predicted model, not a curated record. Lineage: Eukaryota; Metazoa; Chordata; Aves; Tinamiformes; Tinamidae.
CCCAUGGCCGACUGGGCCCCCAUAGCCAAGGAGUACGACCCGCUCAAAGCUGGCAGCAUCGAUGGCACCGACGAGGAGCCGCACGACCGAGCCAUAUGGAGGGCCAUGCUGGCGCGGUACGUCCCCAACAAGGGGGUGACGGGCGACCCGCACCUCACCCUCUUUGUAGCCAGGCUCAAUCUGCAGACCACGGAGGAGAAGCUGAGGGAGGUUUUCUCCCGGUAUGGAGAUAUCAGAAAGAUCCGCCUGGUGAGAGACUUGGUCACGGGCUUUUCCAAGGGUUACGCGUUCGUCGAGUACAAGGAGGAGCGGGCGCUGCUCAAGGCCCACAGAGAUGCCAACAGGCUGGUCAUUGACCAGCACGAGAUCUUUGUGGACUUCGAACUGGAAAGAACCCUCAAAGGGUGGAUCCCGCGGAGGCUCGGAGGGGGAUUUGGAGGCAAAAAAGAAUCUGGGCAGCUGCGGUUUGGAGGACGGGACAGGCCUUUCCGGAAGCCCAUCAAUUUGCCGGCCAUGAAAAGUGAUCUGUAUGGAGAGGGAUCAGCGGAGAAAAGAAACUGGUCUCGUGAAGGAGUGAGGGACUGGAGAAGCAGAGAUCGAGACCAUGAAAGGAACAGGGACAAGAAAUGGCCAGAAAGGGAGCGUUCGUGGGCGUGGGGUGAAAGUGAGAGGGACCCCAAGGAGGACAAGAGCAGAGGGAGAGACAGGAGGGACAGGGACAGGAAAGACAGGGAUAGAGAGCGGAGCAGGGAAAGGGACACAAAGAAACCGAGAGAUGAGGAUAAGCAUCGAUAGGUGAAGGUGCCUUAUGUGUAAUUACAGGUUGUUUGGGGUCUACCAACAUCUUUCUCCCAGCAAGAACUAAGUCCUGCUUCUGCUGAAGGGACCUGUCCUCUGUGCAAGGACCGCUGUCCUUUUUGCUUAUUUGGGUGGUUGGUUGGUAGUUUUCUUUCUAGGGAAAGUCUAUUUGGGCCUAGAGGGAAGACAUGGGAAUGUCCUGGUCCUGCUGCUGCUCAAGGAUUUCCUUGUGUGGUAAAAGCCUACAGGGGAUGAAGGCGUCUUUUCCAUUGAAGGGACUGAACUGGGUAAUCCAGGCUCUUAAACGCUCAGAUACAACAACAAAGUUGACUUGUGAAUCUCUUAAACAUUUUGUGUGUUUGUGUUUAACAUGGAGUUCUUCUAUCCUAAAUACU